Molecule: messenger RNA, 4515 nt
Organism: Acanthochromis polyacanthus (spiny chromis)
Lineage: Eukaryota; Metazoa; Chordata; Actinopteri; Pomacentridae
Exons: 2
Coding region: 87-896 (269 amino acids)
Source: RefSeq, a predicted model, not a curated record
GAUACACCUGCACACACACACACACACACACACACACACGCACAGGAAUGAGAUGUGGAGCGUUGCUAUGAAAGAGGUGGAUAUACAUGAAGGACAGCGCAGCAGAGACAAGUGGAGUGGAGGAGGGGGAGUCACACACACUGGGGCAAGAACAUGACUUGAAGAUGAGCUGUCCUCAGACUGAGUUAGAAGAGAAGGACUGUCCUCCUCCAGAGGAAUUAGAGUGUAAAAUCUGUUACCAGCGCUACAAUGUCCACAACCGGAAGCCUAAGAUCCUGGACUGCCUACACCGGGUCUGCGCCCGCUGCCUCAUUAAGAUCCUGGACAUUGCAGACAGUGCAGGGUGCAUCUCCUGCCCCUUUUGCCGACACCAAAGUGAGAUUACAGAGUUUGAGGUUUCAGCCCUGCCUGAUGAUGUUAACAUCAUGUCCCGCUUGGCAAUGCGGGAUAAAUCCUGGAGCUCCGACCAGAACAGAGAGGUGGUCCUGACUCCAAAGAGUUUCUCCUCGUCCAGCUCAUCUCAUGACUCCUCCAACUGCCUGGUCAUCACUAUUAUGGAGGUGCAGAGGGACUCACAGCACUCCCCGAGCCAAAAUGGCAGCUCUGAUGUCUAUGCUGAGCCAAGCCUGGAUUCAGUAUCGAUAGGCUCCAAUGGUCCGGCAGAUCAAGACGCCCUGUCCAAGUUCUGUAAUCAUGUCCCGCGCAUUCUGGUCUGGCUGCUGGGUUUCUUAUACUUUGGCUCAUUGCCUCUAGGAAUCUACUUGUUGGUGGUUCAGAGAGUGACUCUGGGCAUUGUAUGUGUUAGCUUAGUGCCAUCAAGCCUGACAGUGUGCCUGGUCUAUGGAUUCUGCCAGUGCCUGUGUCAGGGUAUGUGUGACUGCUCCUCAAGAGGCUGACAGGAUGGUAGCUGAAGAUUGGUGGUCCUGGGACAGGGAUGAAGUCAGCUGCAGAAAUGGGUAAUAAAAUGCCCAAAGGUUUAAUAAGCCCAGCAGUCAGUUAUCGUUAUAUGAAUAAAGGGCCAGUGAGGAAAAAUAAGAAGACCACCUUCUGUGGUGUGCUGUUCGUUUCUUAGGCCCGCUGUUGCAACUCAGAUACCAGCUGGGUCAAGAGGAACAGAACCACCGAUGACCUGUGUCAAUGGGAGGAGAGCUGAAACCUACAUUUCUGUGAUGUACGUACUUCUGUGACCUUUCUUUGUUCUGUGUUGUGUGUAUGACCUAGUCAAACAUAACAUUCGAAAACAGACUUUUAAUCAUUGACUUACAUAACAAUAGCACAGAGAAGAGUCCUGGGCCCUCAUUUAUCAACACGGUCAACCAGCAAGUAUCAUUGAUCGUUUUUUUAAGUCAAAGGUAGGAUUUAAUCAUUUGGAGCUUGAGGAUGGUAUGUAGAGUACUUUCUGGUCAAAAAGAGUGCCACAAAUGAAACACUGCAAAUCAAAAGGGAAUGGUAUUUAGAUAAUUGAGAUUGUAAAGAAACACACCAAGUAUUGUAGUAGUCUGUGUCAGGAUACAAAUGUGUCUAGGAAGAAUUGCAUUUGUGCAUGUUUAGAUAACCACCAGCUGCCAAUAACCAAAAGGGAGGGAAACUAAUACUGUCUGUGAUUUAGGCAAAUAGUUAAAAGCAAAGGCACCUCUUAGACUGACAUCUAUGGCUUCAGUAGUAUUAGUCUGUUGAUAAGCCUGUUGAUGUAACUAGUCUGUUGUCAUAUUUUCACUUAAUGGCUGAAACACUGCUCUCAAGGCUUGUGUGACUGGCAGGCCAUAUUGCUUCAACUGCAAGCGAAGUGACUUGACAACAUAUGUGUAUUGUUGAACAGAGUAAUGGAUACUUCAGAAAACAACUGUCUAUUUGACUAGAUUUUUCAGACGUAAAAUUCCAAACAAUCCAUACAUUUGGAAAAAACACAUUUUCACUCGAUGCACAUUUGUGCCACGUUUAAAUACAGAAGAGCAACUGAGAAAUGUAAACUGACCAUAAUACUGUAGCUGGUAGAGUAGUAGCUUUAAGCAGAGGUGUGAUGAGGAUGUUAUAAUCAUUUAUUGAAUGCGCAUUUCUCUUUUUUUCACUUUCUCCUUUUCUGCCUCAAAUACAGAUACAAACCAUUUAGGCUGUUGGGGUGAAAAGAUGUCGGGCCAGUGAGGCAUAAAGCAGAAUCAUAUCUCAGGUUUUUUGGUCUUUCAGUAACACACAUUCCAUUCAGUUUCAGCAAUUCUGUUGUGUUUGAUUGUAUGGUACAGAUAAAAAGCUUAUUCUGCUCAAAGAUAUACAGUGCCUAUCAUAAGUAUUCACCCCUUUGAUGUUUUACCCUUUUAUUGCUUUCAUAAAUCAAUCAUGGUCAAUAAAAUUUAGCUUUUUUAACAAAAAAAUUAUUGGAAAAACCUCUUUAAUGUCAAAGUGACAACAGAUUUCUAUAAAGUAAUGUUAAUGAAAGAAAAUUAUAUAAAUAAAAAUAAUUGUUUGCAUAAUUAUUCACCCCCCUUUUUAAUUUAAUGGUCUAAUUCAAUAGAGGUCCAUCAAAUUGUUGCCAAUAGUCUCACAAUUAGUGAAAUGAAGAUUACCUGAGUGGUGUGGGUGUGUUUCAAGUGAUUGAGUUGUAAAACACCUGUGUCUGAAGGGUCCAGAGAGUGGUUGAUCAGUAUUCCUGGCUACCAUUACACCAUGAAGACAGAAGAACACUCUAAGCAACUCAGGGAAAGGGUUAUUGAGAAGUACAAUUCAGGGGAUGGUUACAAAAAAAUUUCCAAGGCACUGAACAUCCCCCGGAGUUUAGUGAAAUCAAUUAUCAAGAAAUGGAAGGAAUAUGGCACUUGUGUGAAUCUGCCUAGAUCAGGCCGCCCUCAUAAACUGAGUGACCGUCAAGUGGAAGAAGAUUCUUUGGUCUGAUGAGACCAAAAUUGAGCUUUUUGGCCAUCAGACAGGACGUCAUGUUUGGCCGAAACCAAACACUGCACAUCACCAAAAACACACCAUCCCCACUGUGAAGCAUGGCGGUGGCAGCAUCAUGCUGUGGGGAUGUUUCUCAGCAACUGGACCUGGAAGGCUUGUAAAGAUAGAGGGCAGAAUGAAUGCUGCAAAAUACACUGAAAUCCUGGGGGACAAUCUUUCUCAGUCUGCAAGAGAACUACGUCUUGGGAGAAGAUUUCUUUUCCAGCAAGACAAUGAUCCAAAACAUACUGCGAAAGCUACACAGGAAUGGUUAAAAAAGAACCAGGUAAAUGUUCUGGAGCGGCCGAGUCAAAGCCCAGACCUCAAUCCUAUAGAGAAUUUGUGGCUGGACUUGAAAAGAGCUGUUCAUGCCCAAUACCCGCGCAACCUGACAGAGCUUGAGCAGUUUUGCAAAGAAGAAUGAAGCAAAAUUGCAGUGGGCAGAUGUGCAAGACUGAUUGAGACCUAUCCACACAGACUCACUGCUGUGAUUGGAGCCAAAGGUGCAUCUACUAAAUACUGACUUGAAGGAGGUGAAUAAUUAUGCAAACAAUUAUUUUCAUUUAUAUAAUUUUCUUUCAUUAACAUUACUUUAUAGAAAUCUGUUUUCACUUUGACAUUAAAGAGUUUUUCCAAUUUUUUUUUUGUUAAAAAAAAGCUAAAUUUUAUUGACCAUGAUGGAUUUAUGAAAGCAAUAAAAGGGUAAAACAUCAAAGGGGGUGAAUACUUAUGACUUAUGACUGUAGACGAAUUCCACAGAAACGAAAUUCCACAUAUUUAAACUAUUAUGUGUUUUAACAAUUGCUUACAUUUUUAUGUAAUUUAAAAUGCUUUGCACAGUAAUAUCACAGAAAACUGCUAUUUAUGAGAAAGACUACUGAAGAUUUAACUCUCUAUUCGCGGUUCCAAAUUGUAGUUUUCCAUACAGCUGUCUGCCCAUUUUGUUGUGCCAGAAAUGAGUCUUUUGAGACACUGGAAAUUGCUGCAGUUUUACCCAGAAAUAGCUGACAUUUCCAGCAGUACAUAAAAUAAAGGUCUAGACUAUGACUUGCAGUUCAUGAGCAUGGUGGAUUAAAAUUUGUGGGUUUUAUCAGUUCAUACUAAUAAGUUUGUUUGGACCAAAUACGCAAAUUCGACAAAUACCGCCUUUCUCGUACUUACAAGCAUUGUCUGUUUUACUAAUGGGAGUCAGUUUAGAGCCUUUUCUGCACAAUGUUGAUAACUGAGGGACCUGGAAUAAUAUUUUUUUUCCAUCUAUUCAACAACAAAAUCCAGGUAAUAAUAUUUUUUUAUCAAGCUGAAUAUGUAACAUUAUUGAAAAAAAUCAAUAUGUGAUUAACCAUUUCUGUACAAUGUAAGUCCUAUUAGUUCUUUUCGGUUUGGGCUCAAUAUUUUCUUUUCUUAUGUUGCCUUAUGUUUCUGUUGUCAGCUUCUUUCAUUCUCCAUUUCUUUACAAGUGUCUGUACCAAUUCCUUUUGUUUUCCUGUUUUUCUGUCAAUGAUACACUGACUGUUGUGCUCAGCUUAGUACUACACUACUGACUACAGAUGUUACUAGACAAUGAAAUAAAUGGAAAGUAAUUUUCUA